AUGAAGCACGGACGGGUUACAGAGCUUCCAGAGGAUUUCUGGAUCCCCAUCCCUCUGGAUACAGACAACAUCACAACUCUCAGCCCCUUCCUUGUCCCCCAGGACCAUCUAGCAAGCUCAGGCACCUUCUAUGCAAUGGCCAUAUACAUGUUUUUUAUAUUUACCGUGGGCACUGCCAUCAAUGUGCUUACAAUUGUAUGCACCAUCCAAUACAAGAAGCUGCGGUCCCACCUCAACUACAUCCUGGUGAACUUGGCCAUGUCAAACCUUCUUGUAUCCUGCGUGGGCUCCUUCACUGCCUGCUGCUCCUUUGCAUCCAGAUACUUUGUUCUUGGACCUCUGGCGUGCAAGAUUGAAGGUUUUAUGGUAACACUUGGUGGUAUGAUAAGCCUGUGGUCUCUGGCUGUGGUAGCUUUUGAAAGAUGGCUGGUCAUCUGCAAGCCUCUUGGUAACUUUAUUUUCAAGCCUGACCAUGCUAUUGCUUGCUGCGUAUUCACCUGGGUGUUUGCGCUUAUUGCCUCAGCUCCUCCACUGUUUGGAUGGAGCAGAUAUAUCCCAGAAGGCCUGCAGUGCUCCUGUGGACCAGACUGGUACACCACAAACAACAAAUACAACAACGAAUCCUACGUGAUGUUCCUUUUCUGCUUCUGCUUUGCUGUUCCCCUCACCACCAUCAUCUUCUGUUACUCUCAGCUGCUCAUUACGCUGAAAAUGGCAGCGAAGGCCCAAGCUGAGUCUGCCUCCACCCAGAAGGCAGAGAGGGAGGUCACCAGAAUGGUGGUCAUCAUGGUGCUUGGCUUCCUGGUGUGCUGGCUGCCCUACACCACUUUUGCUCUGUGGGUUGUGAACAACCGAGGACAACCCUUCGACCUGAGAUUUGCUUCUAUACCAUCUGUCUUCUCCAAGUCCUCUGCAGUCUACAACCCUGUUAUCUAUGUUUUGCUCAAUAAGCAGUUCCGCUCAUGCAUGAUGAAGAUGUUGGGGAUGGGUAGCGGUGAAGAUGAAGAGUCAUCGACGCAGUCAGUGACUGAAGUCUCCAAAGUUGGCCCUGCUUAGACUGAACAUCGACACUAUUUCCUUUUUACUGUCAGAAUAAUGCUGCACAGGUGAUGGAUAACUUCUCUACUGUAAAUAUGAACACAUGAUGAUGUUUUGUGCAUAUAUUUGCAUAGAUAUCACAUUUUAUUCCAAAAUAGGAUGAAUAACAUAUUUUU
Molecule: messenger RNA, 1214 nt
Organism: Lates calcarifer (barramundi perch)
Lineage: Eukaryota; Metazoa; Chordata; Actinopteri; Centropomidae
Product: blue-sensitive opsin
Exons: 5
Coding region: 1-1056 (351 amino acids)
Biological process (GO): visual perception; phototransduction; G protein-coupled receptor signaling pathway
Cellular component (GO): photoreceptor outer segment; membrane
Molecular function (GO): G protein-coupled receptor activity
Source: RefSeq, a predicted model, not a curated record